ACCGCACAAACUAGCACCUAAAUCUACUUUGUGUGUUUUCUAUGGAUACCCCCGGCACCUACUGUGGGUAUUCGUUGUCUGGACCCAUCCAUGGGAAAAACCAUUUUAUCUCGUCAUGUAACCUAUCAAAGACGUAACCAAUCCACUACAACAGCCCCAACCAACACCGCUGCUACUACUAUCACCACCCCUACCGAAACAGCCACUUCCCAGCCUAUAAAAACCGAAACAGUCCCCACCCCUAUUGCAACUGCCCCUAUAAACACCAAAACAGCCCCUGCCCAGCCUACUCAGCAACCUAAUCACAAAGCCACCAACCCAUUCCAUCCCGCUACAGCCUACCAAACCGCCACCCCUUCCCUGCGACAUCCAAUGACCAUCCGCUCACAAGCCAGCAUUAAAUCCAAACAACCUCUCUCAUUCCUCGUUAACACUGCCCCGACUAUCUCCCCCAUGCCCAAAUCUCCCCAUAUUGCACUUAACGACCCUAACUGGCACUCGGCUAUGACCGAUGAGUAUCGAGCUUUAAUAGAAAAUGAAACAUGGGAAUUAGUGCCUCGACCGAAGGAUGCCCAUGUUAUACGUUGCAUGUAAAUAUCAUGCUAACGGCUCGCUACAAAGCACGUCUUGUUGUUAAUGGGAAAUGCCAACAGGUAGACAUGUUUGUUAAUUGCUAACAAUUUUUAUCUGUCUCUCGUGUAAGCCUAUAUAGGCAUGUUUGUUUAUUGGGUUGUUCAUGAAUGAAAAAUUAUGAAUUGAAUCUGAAUUCCUCUCAAGCUUCGUUCUCUUUUCUUUUGGCCAAUGAUUAACCGUUGAACUACAUUACCAAUACCACUCAGUCGGGCGAACACAUGUUUGUGUGGAAAAUAUGGAUCUUAACUGUGCUUGGCCUGCAUAGCAGUGAAUUCCACAAGUGUACUCAUUGUAGUGAUAUCUACAGUCAUCCUCGAUAGGCGCCAUUAAGUUUUACUGAUUACACUACGUUAUUGAGCACGACAAGCGAGUUGGAAAGGAUGGCUUAACUCCCAAAUUGUGAGGGCAGUCCACAGAAAUCUGAUUUGUUUAAUCGUGAUGUCUUAGCUCCAUUAAAUUAGGCUUGACCAAUGGAAUAAUAUAUGGCUUACAAGCCCAUACUGCAUUCUAGAAGUUAAUGGAAACUCACCCUGCUCGGGGUUAUGUCCAAGGUCGACCCUUGACCGCCAUGAGACCGUGCCGACCGUGCCGCUAGUAAGGGUUGGCCAAUUUACCACUAGACCAAGAGUUCACAGGACGUUUUUAUAUAUUUUUUUAUUCCUUAAUCUUCAAUAUAACAUCAACUCAAGACUGAAAUAUUGAAGAUACCAAUCUCAUGCAAAAGAUUUGUUUGAGACAAUGAGUAUUCUGGUGAAGAGAUUCACCUCAGUUGAAUCAGAUUCCAAACUUAUCACAAAUAUCAAAGAUUUGAUCUUACAAAGACGACAUGUUGAAGCUUUUCAACUCUACCGAAAUCAACCCCAUUUAACCUCCAUUCUUCCUUCACUCAUAAAAGCAUGUUCGCUCUGUAAAACCCACUAUGCCUUCGGUCUUCAGCUUCAUUCUCACUCUCUCAAAUUGGGCUUUCAUUCAGAACUCAUACUUUCAAACUCAAUCAUAUCCUUCUACUGUAAACUUCACGAUUUUAAGUCUGCCCACAAGGUGUUCGAUGAAAUGUCUCAAAGAGACUGUGUAUCAUGGAGUGCCAUGAUAAAUCAUUCAGCUCGAAACGGGUAUUACGUGGAAUCGUUGGAGAUGUUUAAAGAGAUGUAUGAAUGUAGGUUUGUAGCCAAACCGGAGUUGAUUGCUAGUGUUCUUUCUGUAGCUGCUCGGUGUGGGGGUACAAGGGUGGGGAAAAUGAUUCAUGCGCUUUCGGUUGUUGAUGAGAGGUUUGUGAAGUCGGUGUUUCUAUCGACUGCACUUGUGGACUUGUAUUGGAGGUCUGGAGAUUCGUUGUAUGCGAUCCGUGUUUUUGAUGGAAUGGUGAAUAAAAAUGAGUUUUCUUGGACUUCCAUGAUUGCGGGAUAUGUUGGAAUCUGUGAUUAUUCGAAGGCUUUUGAUUGUCUUCGACAAAUGCAGUUGGCAGGCAUUAAGCCUAAUAGAGUGACACUAAUUUCUGUUUUACCAGCAUGUGUCGAGUCAAGAGCCAUUAAUCUUGGAUACAGCAUUCAUGGGUAUGCUUUUCGUCAUGGGUGUGAUUCGGAUAUACGGCUGUUAUCAUCUCUAGUUCACCUGUAUUCGCAGCACGCUGAUUCAUUACCUCUUGCAAAACUAAUAUUUGAAACUAUAACACAAAAGGACGUCGUGCUUUGGAGUUCCGUUAUUGCAGGCUGCUCUCGGGAUAAACAAAAUGCUGAAAAGUCGAUAUCACUCUUUAACCGAAUGCAAAAAGAGGGAAUUCAGCCCAACGACGUAACCCUAUUGGCGGUUCUCACCGCUUGUACUAGUAUACCAUCAAUAAACCUUGGAAGUGGAAUUCAUAGCUAUGUGCUAAAAGCAGGUUUUGAUUCUGACUUGCCUGUUACAAACUCUCUUAUCAGUAUGUACUCAAAAUGUGGCUCUUUGAAAGACUCACAUCGCGUGUUUCAAGAAACGGGUACACCGGAUCGUGUUUCUUGGAGUGCGCUUAUUAGCGCGUACGGUGUCCAUGGUUAUGGCGAACAAGCUUUACAACUAUUUACUGAAAUGAAAGCAAAAGGAAUAGAAUAUGAUUCGAUCACUAUGCUUGCCGUUUUAUCAGCAUGUAACCAUGCGGGGCUUGUUGAAGAAGGACAUAAACUUUUUUCUGAAGUUGUGAAGGAUGAAAAUUUAUUAGUAAAUAUGGAACACUAUGCUUGCUAUAUUGAUCUUCUUGGAAGGGCGGGAAAGAUUGAAUUAGCUAGUGAAGUAUUGAGGACAAUGCCUAUGAAGCCUAGUCCCAAAAUUAUGAGCUCUUUGGUGUCGGCUUGUAAAACUCAUGGAAGAUUAGAUGUUGCUGAAACUUUGUUAAGUCGGUUUAUAGAAUCGGAACCUGGUAAUGCUGCUAACCAUACGUUGUUGAGUAUGAUUUAUGCUGAAUCUGGUAAAUGGUUUGAUGUGGACGGGAUUCAGAGGAAUAUGAAAUCAAGGGGAUUGAAAAAAAUUUAUGGGUUCAGUAGAGUUGAAAAUUAAAUAAGAUUUGUCAUGUAAGUAUGUAACUAAUGUAUUUGCAAAAGUCAUUUGGUUUCAAAUACGUGCAUGGUGCAAAAACUACCUCCUACCGACUGCAAUUCGCUUUAGAGAGAUGCUCGACGUCCCCAAACAAAUGUCAGUAUAAGCAAUACAUAAGAAGGCGUUACAUGCAAUCUUUUUGACCACGUAAUGAAGGUUAAUAACAACCAAGCAAUCUUUUUUUCACGCUACCAUCAUCACCUGCUGUUGCAGAUAUCCGUGCCUCCUAACCAAGUGGCUGUUGAAGAGAGAUGUGCAGUGUUCUUUAGGAACUAAUGUAGUCAAAGGAAAAAUGGAUGGUUAAUUCGAAUGCUAUAAAAAAAAGUCAGCAGUGGAGAUGGAGUCAAUUUGAUGGUCAAUGAUCUAAUUGGAAUAAUGAUGUAUGCUACUGUUGGAAUACGAGUCUAAUGCAUGAAGUUAAAGUCUAGGUCAUCAAUUUGGAUGUUAUUGUAUGUUGCCAUGCCAUCGAUCCAGAUAGUAGAAUUUGCUUCCAUGUCACUGAUCCAUAGUGUGUUUAUUGGGAGUUUCAACUCUUCAAAUGAAAGAAAGUGAGACGGUUGCAGAUUCUCUGUCGAUAGUCAUGAAGAACGCUAAUAAAAAAGAGCUUAUGGUGAGGACGUUUCCGAUCAAUUGGUGGUGGAAAAAGUUCUUCGAAGUCUUCCUCCUCGUUGGGAUCAUGUCGUUACUGAAAUCGAAGAAUCAAAAGGUCUAUCAAGGGUGUCUUUGAUCAACUAAUGUGUCAUGACCCACAAGAGAACCGAUAAAGUUGCUUGUAGAGUCCCUAUGUCAGGUAACAACACAUUUCCGAUGAGCAUAAUUACAUAACAAGGUCUAGUAAUAUUGUUUUAGCUGCAGUAAAUGAGGAAUCACUAUUAUGGCAUCUUCGUUUCGGACGUCUUCAUGAGCAUAGUUUGAAGAAACUAAGUGACAAAGGGUUGGUCGCUGGUUUACCGAAGAUAGCGUCUUGGUCGGUGUGUGAAGGUUGCGUGAUGGGGAAACAAACUUGUUGGCCAUUCACUCGACAUGCAUGGUGAACAUCUAAAGUCUUGGAGUUGGUACACUGAUACGAUUUACGAACCCAAACAAUCUAGUUCCUGCUCCACAUCAGUUUCGGACCCCACCUUUUGACCCGGGACCAAGUCAGUUUUAAUUUAGGAAGUGCGGGGUAACCGACGAAGUCAGAAAGUGGGGACAAAUGUUCCCAACAUAUCUUAGUUUUAAGUAUUGAUGUUUUAUGUUAUUUUUCUCCGUCUUGUUUUUAUCGAAGUUGUUAAAGUUAUUGGAGAUUUACCCAUCUCGAACAAGGUUUUCCUUUGUAAUCUUUUUAGUGAAGUUAAUUUCAGUUUCAGUUUC
This is a messenger RNA of Helianthus annuus (common sunflower), 4554 nucleotides long. Its product is annotated as pentatricopeptide repeat-containing protein At4g31070, mitochondrial. The transcript is spliced from 2 exons. NCBI's taxonomy places the organism in Eukaryota, Viridiplantae, Streptophyta, Magnoliopsida, Asterales, Asteraceae. Gene Ontology annotation, molecular function: RNA binding; protein binding. The record is from RefSeq and is a predicted model, not a curated record. Bases 1372 to 3162 code for a protein of 596 amino acids. Gene Ontology annotation, biological process: RNA modification.